AGUGCAACCGAUAGAACUACCGAGUUACGGCACUGGAGAGAAAACUGCCUGAUUGCUACUGGGGUUGGAAGUGACAGCACUUCGGACAGCUUGGCAGACAUUGAUAGUGAUCCUGAAUCAAUUGCAAGGCCGAGCUCAUCAGCAAGUCCUUCAACUCCAGGAGCAGAUGAACUUGAUGACAGUCUUAGCGAAGGAUCAGACGAAAACAGUCCUAAUCCCAUCUGCCCAGAACUUGAAGCAGCUGUUGAAGCUGUGGAACGUCAAAGUACGGAACCUCUCAACCCUCUCAAAAAAAUUAUUCUUACAGCAGUUCUUGACGCUCUGAAAAUUAUGGAUGAAAGUGGAUCAUCUGUUAAAACCUUUGAUGACAUUUUGAGGUAUGGAAAAACGAUGUUGUACACUUUAAUUGAUGGCAAUGUUGACCUUGAUGUUUUGAGUACUAUGUGGCUCAAAAAUUGGAAUGAUGUUCAACUUUUAUUGAAGGAAGAAGGUUUUGAAGACGCUAAGGAAUAUAUCAUAUGUUUUUGUCGUAUCGAAAAGGUAAUUACAAGAAAUGGUAAAACACAUACCAAAUUUGUUUACAGUGGAAAUUUCAGCAUCAUGGAUAGCAAGGGUGCUUGUUGUACUCACUGUGGAAAUAAAGGCUAUCUCAAAUAUUACUAUUUGGGAUUGGAAAGUAAGAUUAAAAACUGGUUCAAAACUGAACCAAUGUGCAAAAAAAUGCUCUCUCAUUGGAACGAAAGAGAACACUGGCUUGGUAGAGAGGAAAGUUGCCCACUAAAGGAAGAGUUUUGGGAUGGUCAACGGUGGAUAGAUCUUCAGUGGUUUUGGGACCCUAGCAAGAUUUGGCCACUUCCAACUGUCUGUGUUGAUUGUAGUACCAUAAUAUCUGUGGAUCAUUUGACUACCUCCCCUGAGGGAAUUUAUAAUUUGAAUUGUGACAUGCCCUGGAUGCUUUGAAACUUUCCACCAUUCUAUGAAAAUGGCAAGAGGUUCCCCCAUUGAACUUGGCCCUCAUAGGCCACUGGGAUUGGUGGCAACCAUUUGGAAUAAGUUUCAGAGGAUGUGGUUCCAUUGAACUUUCCAUCGCUAACAUGAAAAAGACAUGUUGGCGAAGUGUACGUUGUUGGCUUUGUCCCUUGUUCUGACCUACCUAAGGAUUUACCAGAGUAUUUAGAUCCUUUUCUCAAACCACUUAUGGAUGAUCUUUGUAACGGAUUUCUUUCGGGUUAUAACAUUCCUUAUCCUCUACAGUUUACAAGUGAUGAAUUUCAUUCUUCUGAAACUGAAAUUAUCCGGUUAUUGCUUUUAUGUUGGACAGGAGACCACCCAGGGCAGUGUGAAGUCGGCAAGUUUCUCAGUCAAGGAAAAUGUGGAUGUAGAAGAGAGAAACUCCAUGGACAACAACUACAAAAUUCAUCUAACACUCACUACUAUUAUGGGAACAACAGAUAUCAUGGUCGCUACCCGUGGGAAAAACUGCAAAUUGAGAAGGAGUUGGAAAACCUAUAUGACAUUGAAAAUGAGACAAGAACAAGUGUGAGAAAAGCAUUGUCAUCAAAACUUGGUUUCACUGGAAUAUCACAGCUUCACAAGGUUUUGUAUCCUUUAUAUAAAUUUGAUAUCACAAGGAACAUGGUUUAUGAUGUUUAUCACACUAUUCCUCUAAAUGUUGUUAAAAAUCAACUGACCAGACUACUGCAACUUGAAUUGGUGGACACAGAGUACCUUGACAAGCAAAUAAGAGAUUUUCCUUGGAGCAAAGAGUUAAAGGAUGGAAGACUUCUAAGACCAGUUGGCAAGGAAUGCAAAGGGAUUGGCCAUUGGAAAGCAGAGGGGCUUCAGAAAUUUUCUUUUCCCAUGACAAAUUCUAUAUUUGAAGAUAAA
Messenger RNA from Porites lobata, 1887 nucleotides. Lineage: Eukaryota; Metazoa; Cnidaria; Anthozoa; Scleractinia; Poritidae. The record is from the annotation of a GenBank genome assembly.